ACUAUUCAGGCCAUCUGCUUCCUUGAUCUUCUGACUGGGGAUUGUUUUCAGAUCGAUCCUCCAAUGGCUGCCGUUGAUGCAACCAAGCCCCUUCAAGACCGGGUUGCCAUCGUUACCGGAGCCUCCCGGGGGAUUGGCCGCGCCAUCGCCCUCCACGUUGCCUCCCUGGGCGCAAAAGUAGUCCUCAACUACACCUCCAGCUCCAGCUCCUCCCACGCCAACCUCCUCGCCGCCCAGAUCAACAAUCCCGUGUCCGCCCCUUCCUCCCACCUACGGGCCGUCUCUUUCCAAGCUGAUGUAUCCGACCCCGCCCAAGUCGUAGCCCUCCUCGACCACGCGGAGCAGACGUUCCAAACCCAACCCCAUAUCCUAAUCAACGCUGCUGGCGUGCUCGACUCCAAAUACCCCACACUAGCCAACACCGCCAUCGAAGACUUCGACGAUACCUUCAACGUUAACACCCGAGGGACCUUCCUUUGUUGUCGGGAGGCCGCAAAUCGGUUGGUUCGCGGCGGUGGGGGUCGGAUUAUAUGUUUCUCGUCGUCAUUGGUUGGAGCACUCAAGCCUGGGUAUGCAGCUUAUGCCGCGUCCAAGGCGGCCGUCGAGACGAUGAUAAAGAUAUUAGCGAAAGAACUUAAGGGGGCUGGUAUCACUGCAAAUUGUGUGGCUCCGGGGCCUAUUGCGACGGACAUGUUCUUUGCAGGGAAGACCGAAGACGUUAUACAGAGGGUGAUCGAUGAGUGCCCUCUGAGUCGACUCGGUGAGACCAAGGACAUUUCUCCGAUUGUUGGGUUCUUGGCCAGCGAUGCCGGUGAGUGGGUUAAUGGACAAGUGAUUCGGGCUAACGGCGGUUAUGUAUAAACCAGCGCUCUCGUGAUCCUUUUUUGACUCUGUUUUGGGCAAGUGAUUCGGGCUAACUGUGUGAGCUCUGGUUCUACACGAAUAAGAAUACCUUACUUCUCGUUGGCACAUUUUGUCGAACGGUUUAUACGUUUAUGUGUUAAAAGCAGAUUUCUGUCAAACAUUUGUGAUUUUAUUUGCGAAUGAACUUUUCAU
Messenger RNA from Telopea speciosissima, 1056 nucleotides. Its product is annotated as NADPH-dependent aldehyde reductase-like protein, chloroplastic. The transcript is spliced from 2 exons. The record is from RefSeq and is a predicted model, not a curated record. The coding region runs from base 64 to 861 and encodes 265 amino acids. Lineage: Eukaryota; Viridiplantae; Streptophyta; Magnoliopsida; Proteales; Proteaceae. Gene Ontology annotation, molecular function: oxidoreductase activity.